Messenger RNA from Halteromyces radiatus, 2011 nucleotides. RefSeq lists its product as uncharacterized. The coding region runs from base 47 to 1840 and encodes 597 amino acids. Gene Ontology annotation, molecular function: protein binding. NCBI's taxonomy places the organism in Eukaryota, Fungi, Mucoromycota, Mucoromycetes, Mucorales, Cunninghamellaceae. The transcript has 2 exons. The record is from RefSeq and is a predicted model, not a curated record.
AUUACGUAAAAGUGUAUCACUUUGGAAACAAAAUACAUAUAUAGCAAUGGGUCAAACGUCUUCCAGUAGUCAGGUAGAUUACACUUUUGGUAUUGUAGCCAACAAGCCUAAUCAAAACACUACUGCAACAUCACCUUACAACCAAAAACAAGUCGACCAUCUUAGCAACAGUAAUAAUAAUAAUACUAACAAUAUUCAACAUAUCAAAAAAGACGAACGCUUAUUACUCUAUCCUCAACACUACGGUCUUGUAUAUGAUAUUGACGAAAGUGACGAUGACGAUAAGGUACAACAGGAACGACUUUCCUUUCCGUCCUCUUCUUCUUCCUCUUGUUCCUUACCACUCACUCAACAACAACAACGUCGAAGGUCUUCUUAUUAUAGUACAUUACAACAACAGAAACAACACAUUGACCGAAUAGAUUCCGGUUAUGCAGAUCAAGAUGUUUUUUUUGUUCCCCCCAAAAUGGUGACCCUGAAUGAACGCCUUGCUAAGGAUAUACUUUAUGUGGACCAGCUUUACUACGCCGAUUCACUCCCUUCAAAGAAACAACAACAACAACAACAACAACAACCAAGAUUUCCUACUCUUGCUCCUACUUUGGCUUAUACUUCCAAUUUGAAUGCUUCCAAUUUGACUGCGGGUAUUAUCGACGGUGGCAAUCUUGAUGAUGAUGAUGAUGAAUUUACUAUUGGUACGAAAUUGACCUUUGCUGCAGCUGCAUUGGCCUCCCAAGAUGCUUCUAUGCGUGAAAUUUGUCUAUCUAGACGAUCUUUGAUUAGUCUUAGCCCAAAUAUUGGUUUAUUGACAUCUAUCCGGAAAUUAGAUUUAUGCAACAACCAGUUAGUUGAUUUACCUGACAGCAUUGGCCAAUUGAAACAACUCGAAAUUCUCACGAUCUCCAAAAAUCAACUUCAACAUUUACCCAAUACUUUACAAUGCUUAUCGCGGCUAACGGAAUUAGAUUUAUCAUACAACCAGUUACAGCAUCUUCCAUCUCUCGGUCAUUUUUCAGUUUUGAACACCUUAUUAUUAUCACAUAAUCAGUUGACUUCUAUACCAUCGGAUUUAGCUGGCAUGAAACGACUUGUUACUAUGGAUCUAUCAUAUAAUCCGCUCUCAGUAUUACCGGCAGAAAUGACUCGAUUGUCACAUUUACGACGAUUACGACUGGAUCAUUGCCAUCAGUUAUUGAAUCAUGAACAACAUCAAGCUAUGGAGUAUACAUUGACUCACGAUCCACCAAGUCUUAUGGAAAUCUGUGCUAGAAAUGUAGUUUCAACUCUCUCAACAACAACAGCAGGGACAACAACUUCAUCAAGAAAAGGGAAAUUUAGUAUCAAAUCAACAAGACAGUAUGCAUCACCAAGAAUCACAACACAGAAAUUGACGCAAUUACCUAAUCAUCUAUUAUCAUACCUCGCAUCCGUAAAAGUAUGUUCAUCAUGCCAUGGGCCUUAUUUUGACACUCAUGUGGUUCGCCGACGAUUAAUUGAAAAGAAUGAUUUAUGGAUCCCACUGGAAUAUCGAUUAUGCUCAGCUCAUUGGUCCGAUGAAAAUGAUCGUUUGUUGAAUAUGUUCCAUCGUGAAAAAUCAUUUUUACACAACAAUGUCGAUAUGGUUUCAACGGUUGCAACGCUUUAUACACUUGCUUGCCAUCAAGAACAAGAAAUGGAUCAUCAAUUGCCAACAACGACAUCUUCUUUAUGCAUGGACGAUCUUGAUAUGAAGACAACAACGACUGCCAAAGUGGCCUUUUUACGCCAUCCUCAACGAUUACAGCGAGUGAUGAACAAAAAUCCUUCCAGCUUUUUACUACACAAGAUGCAACGUGGAUAAUAGUCUAUUCUCUUUGUCUCUCUAUCUCUGUUGUGUGUUUUGUAUUAUUUUUAUUAUUAUCACUAUUCUUAUUAUUACCAUUUUUUUUAUUAUAUUUGUAUUCCUCCCUGUUUAUCUUUAUUCCUCCUUUUAUACCAUUUCUGCAAUCCUUAUUAUUAGACAAAUAAAAAC